Eimeria maxima is the source of this 834-nucleotide messenger RNA. RefSeq lists its product as hypothetical. Bases 1 to 834 code for a protein of 277 amino acids. The record is from RefSeq and is a predicted model, not a curated record. The transcript has a single exon. Lineage: Eukaryota; Apicomplexa; Conoidasida; Eucoccidiorida; Eimeriidae.
AUGAAUUCAAAUAUCCACUCUAGAGGAUUUUAUUCUUAUUAUAAUCAGAAUGAAUACCAAGAAGAAGAGCAGCAAGAGGAAGCGGCAUAUGCCAAUUCCUCUCCUCCUUCUCUGCUGCUUAAUGAACCCUCGCAGCGCUUCUUAGAAGGGCGUCGCAGAGGGCAGCGGCAUGCAAGGAGGCAGCCUCAUGCUGCUUCUACUUCUGCUGCUGAUGCGGCUGCUGUUUCUGCUGCUGAUGCUGCUUUCUACCAGCCUUGGGGGACCCAGUACCUCGAUGCCUCUCUCCUGGCGGACGAGGUAUGCGCCGCCCCUGCUGCAGAUACGACAGGGUAUACUGCACCAGGAGUAACAGAUAUUACUGCAGCAGCAGCAGAAUAUAGUAGUGCUGCUGCUGCUGCUGCUGCUUCAGCAGCAGCAGAUAUGUCAUGGGAAGAUACAAACUAUGAGAGGUUUUUUUCUUUUCCCUCUUCUUCUCCUCCUCCUCCUUAUGCUGCUGCACCUGUAGAUACACUGCAGUGGGUAGGGAGUGUAGAGAGACUGCAGCAUUUAUACCCCUCUGGAGCAGCACAAAGACCAGCAGCAGCAGCUGCUGCAGCUGCAGCAGCAGCAGGAAGAGGAUUAGCAGAGCAGCAAGAAGAGGAAGAAGAAAUAAGAUCUUUAUCCUUAUCUUUAUCUUUAUUUCCUCCUUUGUCUUGUAUAGAUACAUUAAGGGCAGUAGGAAGGUUUGCUGCUGAUGAGGAUGCAGCAGCAAAUGCUGCUGCUGCUGCAGAAGCAGCAGCAGCAGCAGCACAAGACGGAAACGAUCCUCUUGGUCUAGAAGGUAAGAAAAGAUAA